Molecule: messenger RNA, 8847 nt
Organism: Hemicordylus capensis (graceful crag lizard)
Lineage: Eukaryota; Metazoa; Chordata; Lepidosauria; Squamata; Cordylidae
Gene: FLNA
Product: filamin A
Exons: 48
Coding region: 238-8184 (2648 amino acids)
Biological process (GO): actin cytoskeleton organization
Molecular function (GO): actin filament binding
Source: RefSeq, a predicted model, not a curated record
AGGCUUGCUGAGCCGCCCGCCCGGUGUCCUCCCCGCUGCCCCCCGCUGCCCGGCCAUUCGGUGCCGAGCUUCAGCCCGAGACGCAUCGACCCGUCCGAUCGUCCACCCGUCGCUGAGCAGGCGGCGCCGCCGCAAUCCCUGCCUCGCCUUCCGUCCGUCGGGAGAGGAUCCUGUGCCUUUAACCGGGCCCAACCCACCCAGAGCCGGGGUCCCACCCACCCAAGCCCAGCCGUUAUAAUGAGCAGUUCUCAAGCGCGACUCCAUCAGGCCGCAGGAGCCGGAGGAGUUGGUGGCGGCGGUGGAGGCAACAACCAGGGGGAGGUCGCUGCCGAGAUGCCGGCCACCGAGAAAGACCUGGCGGAGGACGCGCCCUGGAAGAAGAUCCAACAGAACACCUUUACUCGCUGGUGCAACGAGCACCUGAAAUGUGUCAACAAGCGCAUCGCCAACCUGCAGACGGACUUGGGCGACGGGCUGCGCCUCAUCGCGCUGCUCGAGGUGCUCAGCCAGAAAAAGAUGGGACGCAAGUACAACGCGCGCCCCACGUUCCGGCAGAUGCAGCUGGAGAAUGUGUCGGUGGCGCUGGAGUUCCUGGACAGGGAGAACAUCAAGCUGGUCUCCAUUGACAGCAAAGCAAUUGUGGAUGGGAACUUGAAGCUGAUCCUGGGCCUCAUCUGGACCCUGAUCCUGCACUAUUCCAUCUCCAUGCCCAUGUGGGAUGAGGAAGAUGACGAAGAGGCCAAGAAACAGACCCCCAAGCAGCGGCUGCUGGGCUGGAUCCAAAACAAGCUGCCCCAGUUGCCCAUCACCAAUUUCAGCAGGGACUGGCAGAGUGGCCGGGCGCUUGGCGCUCUUGUUGACAGCUGUGCCCCAGGUCUGUGCCCUGACUGGGAUUCAUGGGAUGCUAGCAAACCUGUCAACAAUGCCCGUGAGGCUAUGCAGCAAGCCGAUGACUGGCUGGGCAUCCCACAGGUGAUCACUCCAGAAGAGAUUGUGGACCCCAAUGUGGAUGAGCACUCUGUUAUGACAUACCUCUCCCAGUUCCCCAAAGCCAAGCUAAAGCCCGGAGCCCCACUCAGGCCCAAGCUGAACCCCAAGAAGGCCAGAGCUUAUGGACCAGGUGUUGAGCCCACGGGUAACAUGGUGAAGAAAAAGGCCGAAUUCACAGUGGAAACUAUCAGUGCCGGCCAGGGAGAAGUGCUGGUCUACGUUGAGGAUCCUGCUGGCCAUCGGGAGGAGGCUAAAGUCAUUGCCAACAAUGACAAGAAUCGGACAUUCUCGGUUUGGUAUGUGCCAAAGGUGACCGGCAUCCACAAGGUGACAGUAUUGUUUGCUGGGCAGCACAUUGCCAAGAGCCCCUUUGAGGUGAAUGUGGACAAAUCACAUGGUGAUGCCAGCAAGGUCACUGCCCAGGGUCCCGGCCUGGAGCCCACCGGCAACAUUGCCAACAAGACCACCUACUUCGAGAUCUUUACUGCUGGUGCUGGAGUAGGGGAAAUAGAGGUGAUAAUCCAAGAUCCCAGUGGCAAGAAGGGGACAGUUGAGCAGCAGCUGGAAGAUAAAGGCAACAGCACAUACCGCUGUACCUACAAGCCUACUCUGGAAGGCACUUACACCAUUUACAUCACCUUUGGUGGAAUACCUAUUCCUCGCAGCCCCUAUACAGUCACCGUGGGCCAGGCAUGUAACCCCAGUGCCUGCCGGGCAGUAGGCCGGGGCCUGCAACCCAAAGGUGUCCGGGUGAAGGAAACAGCAGAUUUCAAAGUCUAUACGAACGGAGCUGGCAGUGGAGAGCUGAAAGUUACAGUCAAAGGUCCAAAAGGACUGGAGGAACGUGUCAAGCAGAAGGACCUGGGAGACGGCGUGUAUGGCUUUGAGUACUACCCCACUGUACCUGGCAACUAUACAGUCACAAUCACUUGGGGUGGGCAGCACAUCCCCCGCAGCCCGUUUGAGGUAAAGGUGGGGACGGAAUGCACGAACCAGAAGGUGCGAGCCUGGGGACCUGGCCUGGAAGGAGGCGUCGUGGGCAAGUCGGCUGACUUUGUGGUGGAGGCCAUUGGGGAUGAUGUUGGCACACUAGGCUUCUCAGUGGAGGGCCCCUCGCAGGCGAAGAUUGAGUGCGAUGACAAGGGUGACGGCUCCUGUGACGUGCGCUACUGGCCCCAGGAGCCCGGCGAGUAUGCCGUCCACGUUCUCUGCAACAAUGAAGAUAUCAAGCUUAGCCCUUUCAUGGCAGAGAUCAAAGCUGCUCCCAAGGACUUCUAUCCAGAGAAGGUGAAGGCUCAUGGCCCAGGCUUAGAGAAGACUGGGGUUGCAGUCAACAAGCCAGCAGAGUUCACUGUGGAUGCUAAGAACGGUGGGAAAGCACCCCUCAAGGUGCAAGUCCAGGACUCGGAAGGAUCUCCUGUGAAUGUUUCUGUGAAAGACAAUGGAAAUGGCACCUACAGCUGCUCCUAUCUGCCCAAGAAGCCAGUGAAGCACACUGCCAUGGUGUCCUGGGGAGGUGUCAACAUCCCGAACAGUCCCUUCAGGGUGAACAUUGGAGCUGGCAGUCACCCCAACAAGGUGAAGGUCUAUGGUCCUGGUGUGGCAAAGACUGGUUUGAAAGCUCAUGAGCCAACCUACUUUACCGUAGACUGUGCAGAAGCUGGACAGGGUGAUGUGAGUAUUGGCAUCAAGUGUGCACCAGGUGUUGUGGGCCCAGCUGAGGCAGACAUCGAUUUUGACAUCAUUCGAAAUGAUAAUGACACCUUCACAGUAAAGUACACCCCCCGUGGUGCUGGCAGCUACACAAUCAUGGUGCUGUUUGCUGACCAGGCCACCCCCACAAGUCCCAUCAGAAUCAAAGUGGAUCCCUCACACGAUGCCAGCAAGGUUAAGGCUGAGGGACCUGGCCUCAACAGGAGUGGUGUGGAAAUUGGCAAACCAACCUACUUCACAGUCAACACCAAGGCAGCUGGCAAGGCCAAGCUAGAUGUUCAGUAUACUGGCCCAGCCAAAGGAGAUGCUGUACGAGAUGCUGAAAUAAUCGAUCACCAUGACAACACCUACACUGUCAAAUACACCCCUGUGCAGCAGGGUAACAUUGGUGUGAAUGUAACAUAUGGAGGAGACCACAUUCCCAAAAGCCCAUUCAAUGUGGCUGUGGCACCCACCUUAGAUCUCGGCAAGAUAAAGAUUUCCGGACUUGGUGACAAGGUAGAAGUAGGUAAAGACCAGGAGUUCACCGUCAAAUCCAAGGGGGCUGGUGGCCAAGGCAAGGUGGCUGCCAAGAUCACAGGCCCCUCCAGCAAACCGGUGCCUUGUAAAGUGGAGCCCGGCCUCAGCCCUGACAACAGUGUGGUGAAGUUCAUCCCCCGUGAGGAGGGGCCCUACGAGGUAGAUGUGACCUAUGAUGGAGUGCCGGUUCCAGGCAGCCCCUUCCCUGUGGAGGCUGUGCCCCCCACCAACCCAUCUAAGGUGAAGGCCUAUGGGCCAGGCCUGAAGGGUGGCUCGGCUGGCUCCCCUGCCCCCUUCACCAUAGAUACCAAGGGGGCUGGGAAUGGAGGCCUUGGCCUGACUGUGGAGGGCCCUUGCGAGGCCAAGAUAGAGUGCUUGGACAACGGAGACGGCACUUGCUCAGUCUCCUACCUGCCCACAGAGCCUGGCGAAUACAACAUCAACAUCCUCUUUGCGGACACCCAUGUGCCAGGCUCUCCCUUCAAAGCCCAGGUGUCUCCGGGCUUUGACCCGUCCAAAGUGAAGUGUUCCGGCCCGGGACUGGAACACGCCACCGUGGGCCAGGCCGGGGAGUUCAGUGUGGACUGCUCCAGCGCAGGGAGUGCAGAGCUCACCAUCGAGAUCAUCUCGGAAAGCGGCACCCAGGCCGAGGUCCACGUGCGGGACAAUGGUGACGGCACUUACACCAUCACCUAUAUCCCUCUCUGCCCGGGCGUCUACACCAUCACGAUCAAGUACGGCGGGCAGCCUGUGCCCAACUUCCCCAGCAAGCUCAGUGUGGAACCUGCUGUGGACACAUCUGGGGUAAAAGUGUAUGGACCUGGAGUAGAAGGCAAAGGUGUGUUCCGUGAGGCCACUACAGAGUUCAAUGUGGAUGCACGAACCUUGACAAAAGCCGGAGGUCCUCAUAUCAAAACAAGAGUGUCCAAUCCCUCAGGAAACCUGACAGAGAGCUAUGUGCAUGAUAAUGGAGACGGUACCUACAACGUGGAGUACACGCCUUAUGAAGAUGGUGUCCACUCUGUUGAUGUGACCUAUGAUGGCAGCCCUGUUCCCAGUAGCCCCUUCCGUGUGCCAGUAACAGAAGGAUGUGACCCCACAAGGGUCAGGGUGCAUGGUCCUGGUAUCCAGAGUGGAACCACCAACAAGCCCAACAAAUUCACUGUGGAGACCAGGGGUGCUGGCACGGGUGGGUUGGGCCUAGCCGUGGAAGGUCCCUCUGAAGCGAAGAUGUCCUGCACGGACAACAAGGAUGGCAGCUGCUCUGUGGAGUACAUCCCCUAUGAACCGGGCACCUACAACCUCAACGUCACUUAUGGUGGCCACCAAGUGCCAGGGAGCCCUUUCAAAGUGCCAGUAAGCGACGUUGUAGAUUCAUCCAAGGUUAAAUGCUCUGGUCCUGGCCUGACUCCAGGUGUUGUCAGAGCCAACGUGCCCCAGUCCUUCACCGUGGACACCAGCAAGGCAGGUGUGGCACCUCUCCAGGUCAAAGUCCAGGGCCCCAAAGGGCUAGUGGAGCCUGUCGAUAUUGUGGACAACGCAGAUGGAACGCAGACAGCAAGCUACGUGCCAAGCCGGGAGGGCCCCUACAGCAUUGCUGUGCACUACGGCGAUGAGGAAGUGCCUCGCAGCCCAUUCAAAGUCAAGGUUCUGCCUACCCAUGAUGCCAGCAAGGUGAAGGCCAGUGGCCCAGGUCUGAACACAACAGGUGUGCCAGCCAGUCUGCCAGUGGAGUUUACCAUUGAUGCCAAGGAUGCUGGUGAGGGCCUGCUGGCUGUUCAGAUCACGGAUCCCGACGGCAAGCCCAAGAAAGCCACAAUCCGUGACAACCAAGACGGCACCUACACGGUGUCGUACGUUCCAGACAUGACGGGCCGCUACACCAUCCUCAUCAAGUAUGGCGGGGACGAGAUCCCCUACUCGCCCUACCGCAUCCGUGCGCUGCCCACGGGCGAUGCCAGCAAGUGCACAGUGACAGUGUCGAUUGGAGGUCAUGGGCUAGGAGCCGGCAUUGGCCCCACGAUCCAGAUCGGAGAGGAGACGGUGAUCACUGUGGAUGCCAAGGCUGCCGGGAAAGGCAAGGUGACUUGCACAGUGUGCACGCCAGAUGGCACGGAGGUGGACGUGGACGUGGUGGAGAACGAGGACGGCACCUUCGACAUCUUCUACACAGCACCCCAGCCAGGCAAAUAUGUCAUAUGUGUGCGCUUUGGAGGAGAGCAUAUCCCCAACAGCCCCUUCCAGGUCACGGCCCUGGAUGGUGAGCGCACGAUCCCCCAGCAGAUGGCCCAGCCGAUGCGUGCCCCAGCCUACGCAUAUCCACCUGGUGCACAGCAACCCUGGGGACCGGCAGUAACAGCAACAGAUCGUCCUGUGAAUGGCUUGGAUGCUGGACUGCGGCCCUUCGACUUGGUCAUCCCUUUCACUAUCAAGAAAGGCGAGAUCACAGGUGAGGUACGGAUGCCCUCUGGCAAGGUAGCAAAGCCAGACAUCACAGACAAUAAGGAUGGCACGGUGACGGUACGCUAUGCUCCCACAGAGGCUGGCUUGCACGAGAUGGACAUCCGUUAUGACAACAUGCACAUCCCAGGCAGCCCCUUGCAGUUCUAUGUGGACUAUGUCAACAGUGGCCACGUGACUGCUUAUGGGCCAGGACUCAUCCAUGGCAUGGUCAACAAGCCAGCUGUCUUCACAGUCAAUACAAAAGAUGCAGGAGAAGGUGGCCUGUCCCUGGCCAUCGAAGGCCCCUCAAAGGCUGAGAUCGGCUGCACGGAUAAUCAGGAUGGCACCUGUACAGUAUCGUACCUUCCAGUUCUACCCGGUGACUAUAACAUUCUGGUGAAGUACAAUGAUAAACACAUCCCAGGGAGUCCUUUCACUGCCAAGAUUACUGGAGAUGACACGAUGCGCAUGUCCCACCUCAAAGUGGGCUCUUCUGCGGACAUCCCCUUGAACAUCACGGAGACGGACCUGAGCCAGCUGACGGCCACAGUGGUCCCGCCUUCUGGCCGUGAGGAGCCUUGUCUGCUCAAGCACCUGCGCAAUGGACAUGUUGGAAUUUCCUUUGUCCCCAAAGAGAUUGGGGAGCACAUCGUCAACAUCAAGAAAAACGGGCUGCACAUCCCCAACAGCCCCAUCACGGUGAUGAUCAGCCAGUCGGAAAUAGGAGAUGCCAGCCGCGUCAGGGUCUCUGGCCCUGGGCUCAGUGAGGGCCGGACCUUUGAACCUUCAGAGUUUAUCAUCGACACAAGAGAUGCUGGUUAUGGUGGGCUGAGCUUGUCCAUUGAAGGGCCCAGUAAAGUGGAUAUCAACACCGAGGACCUGGAGGAUGGUACCUGCAAAGUCACCUACUGUCCAACAGAGCCUGGCAACUACAUCAUCAACAUCAAGUUUGCAGACCAGCAUGUGCCAGGGAGCCCGUUUUCGGUGAAGGUGACAGGGGAGGGGCGGAUGAAGCAGAUGAUCACCCGGCGCCGCAAAGCUCCCUCCGUUGCCAAUAUUGGCAGCCAGUGUGACCUCAGUCUGAAAAUCCCAGAAAUCAACAUCAGAGACAUGACUGCUCAGGUGACCAGCCCGUCAGGCAAGUCCCACGAUGCAGAGAUCUUGGAGGCAGAGAACAACACUUACUGUAUCCGCUUUGUGCCCACUGAGACGGGCAUCCACUCGGUCAGUGUCAAAUACAAAGGACAGCAUGUGCCUGGAAGCCCCUUCCAGUUUACGGUGGGCCCUCUUGGUGAGGGUGGCGCGCACAAGGUCCGGGCAGGUGGUCCAGGCUUGGAGAGAGCUGAAGCUGGUGUGCCAGCCGAGUUCAGCAUCUGGACACGGGAAGCCGGUGCUGGUGGUCUCUCUAUUGCUGUGGAAGGCCCAAGUAAGGCAGAGAUUGCUUUUGAGGAUCGGAAGGAUGGCUCGUGCGGAGUUUCCUACAUUGUGCAAGAACCUGGUGAUUACGAAGUUUCUGUGAAAUUCAACGAUGAGCACAUUCCAGACAGCCCCUUCAUAGUACCAGCCACCUCCACCUCGGACGACGCCCGCCGGCUUACUGUUUCUAGUCUUCAGGAGUCAGGGUUAAAAGUGAACCAGCCAGCCUCGUUUGCCGUCAGCUUGAACGGGGCCAAGGGUGUGAUUGAUGCCAAGGUGCACAGCCCCUCUGGGGCCUUGGAAGAGUGCCAUGUCACAGAAAUUGAUGAAGAUAAAUAUGCCGUGCGCUUCAUCCCCCGUGAGAAUGGUAUCUACUCGGUUGAUGUCAAGUUCAAUGGCAGUCACAUUCCUGGCAGCCCCUUCAAGAUACGCGUUGGGGAGCUGGGCCAAGCUGGAGACCCAGGGAUGGUGUCUGCCUAUGGCCAUGGCUUGGAAGGUGGCGUGACAGGAAGCCCUGCUGAAUUCAUAGUCAAUACCACAAAUGCUGGGCCAGGGGCACUGGCGGUCACCAUUGAUGGGCCCUCAAAGGUGAAGAUGGACUGCCAAGAGUGCCCAGAAGGCUACAAAGUCAUCUACACACCCAUGGCACCAGGCAGCUACCUCAUCUCCAUUAAGUAUGGUGGCCCAUACCACAUUGCUGGCAGCCCCUUCAAGGCCAAAAUCACAGGUGCUCGCCUUGUCAGCAGCCACAGCCUCCACGAGACGUCCUCGGUCUUCAUGGAUGGAGUUGCCAAACCUGAUGGCGCAGCACCCAAGUUUGCCUCGGAUGCCAGCAAAGUGGUCGCCAAAGGGCUGGGCCUCAACAAAGGCUUUGUGGGGCAAAAGAACUCCUUCACCGUGGACUGCAGCAAAGCAGGGAACAACAUGCUGCUGGUGGGUGUGCACGGCCCCAAGACCCCGUGCGAGGAGAUCGUGGUGAAGCACCUGGGCAACCGGCUGUACAACGUCACCUACCUGCUGAAGGAGAGAGGGGACUACGUGCUGGUGGUGAAGUGGGGAGACGAGCACAUCCCCGGCAGCCCCUUCCACAUCUCCAUGCCUUAAGCCUCCCCUGCCUGGUUGUGUCACUGCCCCUCCUGAGCGCCCCCCCCCGUGUUGUCGUGCCACUAACCGCCACCCCCCACCUGGGCAGCUGCCUCUGGCUUGGCAGGAGCUGCUGGGCUUAUGCCAAUGAUGCUGGUCUCGGGGUGGGAGGGGGGGCAGGUGGCUUUGGGGGUGAACGAGGGGGGAAUUUCCUGUGGAUCUGUUUACAUGCAGCACUAACUCUUCCCAACCAGUUUUGUCAGUGAUUUCCUCUUCCCCCUUGUGGGGCAAAGGCUUGAUUGACACGUUUCUUGCCAAAGCACUGGCUUUGUGCCCAUGGACUGAAUUUGUGCCCCUCGUGGGUUUGCCAGGAAGGUGCCUUCCCCAUCAACUCGGGUGCCUGGAUACGGUGUACAUGUAUCGGCGCCAUCCACUGCUUUAGAGAAACCACUGCUCCCAAUGGAACUGCAGGUGGCCUGUCUCGUCUCUCGUCUCCUCCUCCGGCUUGAGAUGGAAGCUCCCUCGAGACAGAGAACCAGUGGCAGGAGCUGUCGUUGCGUGUCUCCUUGCUUUGCCAGAUUAUAACCAAAACCUUGUUUAGUCCUUCAGAGUCUUAAGUCGUUGUGCUCAACUGCCAGUCCCUCUCUGAGAGGGGAAGGGAAUAAAAGUUCUGCUUCAAAUGGC